GUUUUGUUGAUACCAGAGCGAAAGCUCCGCCUCUCAAAGCUACCAAAACAAACCGGCGCAAAAUACCGGCAUAUUGUGACCCAUCUCAGCCCUAUUCAGCGACCGUUUUAGCAGAUUCAUACAAACAGGAUUAAAUUUUAUACUGUGAUAUGAUUAUACCAAAUAUGAACAACCAAAUAAACUAAGAUGUCUGGAAAUCGUCGACUUGCAAAGAGGUCUAUUGUUGGUACGAAAAUCUGUGCCCUGUGGAAAGAUGGUAGAUUUUAUCCAGGGGUAAUUACAGACCACUCGGGCGAGCCGAGCAUCGCCGAAGAGGCGAAAUACACUGUUGUAUUCGAUGACGGAUUUCAGAAAAGUGUAUAUUCACGGCAUAUAAUUGGACAAGGGUUUCACUCGAUCAAUUCCUUCCGCUUGAAACAUGGCCAGAAAGUGUUUUUGACUAUGCACGGACGAGAGGUUGCCGGGGUAGUCGUUCAACACGAUACAGACAGCGACAACGUCAUCGUGAACGUCAGACUUCAAAAUGGAGAGGGGAUGGAUCUUGAGGUUCGACCGGAUGACAUUCGUCUUUUACCAAGCCGGAAAUCAGCACGACUUGUGGACCAAGACACGGAUUAUUCCAAGCUGGCGGACAUCUCCGUGAACGAGCCCAGAAAACGACCCGUAUCUCACGUAAUCGACGUACCCAAUGUCAGCGCUCAACGAUACCGGCGGUCGUCAUCAGACCAAGAGGAAGAUGACGUCAGAAGUGGAGACGUGGAAAUGAUGGACGAGACGAUUGCGGCGAUGGUGCUGACCAGUCUUUCAUGUAGUCCAGCGUCUCCACAGUUUCAGGGAUCUCUUACAGAUAAUAGUUUCAAAUUCAGUGCCCUCUCAAGCAGUGCUAACAGCAGUGGAUUCCACUCUGAGCGGAGCGACCCCUCCCCACCCUCUUUACAUCUCAGCGAGAGCGCACCUGUUCAGUCCUCUGGUGGCUUCACGGUGGGCUCUUACAACAAAGACGAUGAAAUUGAGAUAGAUUUUGACGAAGAAAAUAUUGAUGUGGACACAGUGGAGCAUAAGCGAAAACGACAGACAAACAGACGACUGAGGUACCAGUGCACGUUUCCUGGAUGUGGCCAGGUGACAGACACGUGUUCUAGUAUUGAGAAGCACGUACGGUUAGCUCACCUUGGUUGCAAUGAAUCAGAUGAUAGUCGAUCGGACGGUGAGGAGGAGUUUUAUUACACGGAAAUCGAGGUCAAUGUGGAUAACGUCACCCAGAAAUUCUCUCAGAUGUGCACAUCAUCACCACCGGAAGUCCACGGUCACCUGUCUCCCGCCAUUCCUGUACCAGACCACGACUAUCAGAAAAAGGACCACAGCAUUAAAUCACAGGCUUCCUCAGUGCCCUCUGGCGGUUUCUUUCAUCAAGGAUUAACACCAAUCUCUUUUUCCAACCCUCCCCAAAUGAAGAGAUCAAUGUCCUGGCAGAGUAGUGCGCAUGCUUCAUCAUUUCCCAUGCACUCGCUUUCGCCUCCAAUCCGAGUGACCAAACCAACACCGCAAGAGCGGUUACAUCAACAUCAAGCACAGUCUCCGAAAUCACAUCUCUACUCCGUAUCUCCAAAAACGGGUGGAUUUCAUAAGAAGCCCCGCAGCGAAGUCCGGAAAUGUCGAAAGGUAUACGGCAUGGAAAAUAGGGACCAGUGGUGUACUCAGUGCAAGUGGAAGAAAGCCUGCUCUCGAUUUGUCGACUAAGUCACAUGCCUGAUUGUCACAUUGCGCAUGUUGACGCCAUAUUGACGUCAUAGGUGUACUUUUCAGUGCUUCUUGCUGCUGUUUAUCAGAUGUACAAUAACACAUAGAAGUUAAUUCCGCUGCAUAUUCCAAAAUGUCUUUCCUAUUUCUGGUCAAUUCAUGUGACCAGUUAUUGAAUGAGUAAAGACAUCAGUAUAAUAUCAGCUUUGCAAAAUAUACUUUCACUUUGAAGAUAAAUGAAGAUGUUGCUUUGUGUAUAAAUGUGCCCAGUUGUACUGAAAGUCAUGUGUAAUCAUCAUUAUGUUUUCUGCCUGUGUGACACCCCCUAUCUCUCUCUUUUUUCUCUCUCUCUUUCGUGGCUAUUGAUAAUCUACAAACUUCUCUUUCCAUGCAUUUUUCAAUUUGUUAUAUGAUUUUGAUUAUUCAUUGUAAUUUAUCAAUACAUAACAAUUAUCAUCUCACAGCUGGAAAUCAGUGCAAGUUCUUGUCAGAUGAAAUCUCAGGUUGUAUUUUAUUUAAUGUUGAUGAUGCAGUGCUUUGAAUUUUUAUGGAUUAUUUGACCUAAUAGUUGGUUACACCUUAUACUUUAUUAUAUAAAGUUUAUAUAUAAUCAUAUACUAACUUACAUGAUGUGUGCUAUGAUGCGUGCUUAUUGAAAUUUGUGUCUCUCCAAAGAGGUUCCGUGUAUGUGAUGUUUAUAUUUUGAUUUUUUUUUUUCUUUUUACCGUACGGCACCUUUUUCCAGGUCAAGACUUAGUAUUGGCUUCUUCGGACUCGACAAAAUUUCUGAAUAGAAAAAAUAGAAUUGCCUCAUGUAUUUUUACAGCAGAUCAUACAAAGAGUAAUUAAUUAAUCGUAUUACACGACCUUUUGCACGGAUCUUGAGACAAUAUACAAAGAUAAUCUGUAUUUUACUUAUGUGGCCUUUUUCACAGAAAAAUCAUUAGACUAUAUAAGAUAAAUUUUGACAACUCUUUAAUUCUUUGUUUAAUAAAUAUACUAGUACUUUCUUCUAAAAUAUUAUUGUUAUAAUGUAAUCGAAUCUAUUUUAAUAGAAAUACAUUUAUAAGAUUUUUUGUGACAUAUUACAACUUAGAUGCUUGUUGGGGAAAUGGGAAA
Saccostrea echinata is the source of this 2859-nucleotide messenger RNA. Its product is annotated as zinc finger protein 704-like. Gene Ontology annotation, molecular function: RNA polymerase II cis-regulatory region sequence-specific DNA binding; DNA-binding transcription factor activity. Gene Ontology annotation, biological process: regulation of transcription by RNA polymerase II. NCBI's taxonomy places the organism in Eukaryota, Metazoa, Mollusca, Bivalvia, Ostreida, Ostreidae. The transcript is spliced from 7 exons. The record is from RefSeq and is a predicted model, not a curated record. Gene Ontology annotation, cellular component: nucleus. The coding region runs from base 187 to 1740 and encodes 517 amino acids.